This is a messenger RNA of Chiloscyllium plagiosum (whitespotted bambooshark), 3846 nucleotides long. The record is from RefSeq and is a predicted model, not a curated record. NCBI's taxonomy places the organism in Eukaryota, Metazoa, Chordata, Chondrichthyes, Orectolobiformes, Hemiscylliidae.
UAGCUUCAAACAGUGGCAGAAUAAGUUCCUUCUUUUAAUUAAAUCUCUGUGUGGAGGCUGUGAAGAGCAGGUAGACAAUUCUGUGCUCUGUAGACAUUAAAGAUACUCACUGGAAAGAAGCUGAGUGAACAUUAUGGAGAACAAGAUGGCUGAUCCAUACAGUGACGACAUUCAUAUCUCCAGAGAUAUGAAAGAAAUCCCGACUUCUCCACACUUCUCAAUGCAGCCUCUCCCACUGACCAUUAAACCAAACAAAUGCAUGGGUUUCAGAGAUUAUGAAUCAGGAAUUACAUAUUCUACAAAUGACAUAUCUACAGUAAAUAUAGAAAGACUCACUGCAAAUUCUGAAGGAGGAUCACGUAAGAGAAAAAGUACCCCCACUAAAGUCAUUCAUACUGUUCAUUCAGAAGAUUUACUGACAGAAAUCGAUGAACCUGAAGACAUCAAAAUGGAGUUGCCAUCACCAAAACCCAUGGCUGAAAUGAUAGACUUAAGUAAUGUAGGGUUUCAGUUGUUCAGAACUUUUGACCACCUCGGUAAUACAGGCUUGAAGCAUGAGUCUAUUAAACAUAAUUUAAUGUGGCCUACCAGUCCUCUGAUGAUGCAUCCUUCUCGAGCAUACUUUUCCAAUGUCACUCCAGACUUUAUGUUCCCUUUUGUUAUGGCACCAUCAAAUCUGCAUUUCAGGUAUCCUCUUCAUCAGAAUGGUCCUCUGGGAAGUCUGAGUGGUGGGAUACCUAGCCGAGAAGAAAAGAAGAACACGGUUGAACGGGUUGAUGUUAACAUUCAAAUCGAUGACAGUUAUUAUGUUGAUGUAGGUGGCAAUCAAAAACGCUGGCAGUGCCGAAUGUGUGAGAAAUCAUACACUUCCAAGUACAACCUGGUAACACAUAUUUUGGGACACAGUGGUAUCAAGCCCCAUGCUUGUUCCCAAUGUGGAAAACUCUUCAAACAACUGAGCCACCUACAUACUCACAUGCUCACGCAUCAGGGUACUAGACCUCACAAGUGUAAUGUUUGUCACAAAGCAUUCACCCAGACCAGCCAUCUUAAACGACAUAUGAUGCAACAUAGUGAUGUGAAGCCAUAUAAUUGCAGCAUUUGUGGCAGGGGUUUUGCUUAUCCAAGUGAGCUCAAAGCCCAUGAAACCAAGCAUGAGAAUGGUCGAGACAAUAUUUGUGUAGAGUGUGGACUUGACUUUCCUACCCUAGCCCAAUUAAAGAGACAUUUGACAUCACACCGUGGUCCUACAUUGUAUCGCUGUGAUGAAUGUGAGAAGACUUUCCAGUAUCCAAGUCAGUUGCAAAAUCACAUGAUGAAACACAAAGAUAUCCGCCCAUAUAUCUGCACUGAAUGUGGCAUGGAAUUCAUUCAACCCCAUCACCUCAAGCAGCACUCCCUGACUCACAAGGGUGUAAAGGAGCAUAAAUGUGGAAUCUGUGGACGUGAGUUUACGUUGCUGGCCAACAUGAAGCGACAUGUCCUUAUUCACACCAACAUCCGAGCCUACCAGUGCCAUCUUUGCUUCAAGAGCUUUGUGCAGAAACAAACAUUGAAGGCACACAUGAUUGUCCACUCUGACAUCAAACCUUUCAAAUGCAAGGGAACAGCAGCACCCAAUGAGCUAGCACAGAUCUUCUUAGCUCCACCUCCACCUCCAUCUUCACCUCCACCUCCCCGCUGCUCCGAACUCUCCGAGGAAGCAAGGUCACGUUGCUAUCUCUCAACCUUAGGCUUCAGGAGGAGAGGGCGAAUUGGAAUUGUACAGAACAAUCUCAUGAGCAACUUUGUGCAGGAAGAGCCCUUUGAUCUUUCUCAAAAGAGCAGAAUAAAAAUAUCAUCACAGUCCGAUGGGGAGAGUGCAAAAGGCAGCUCUUGUCAAGAAGAAGAAGAAGACAACUACUAUACAAUAGACCAGUACAGCCCUGGUAUGUAUUGCAGAGCAGACAAACUUUAUUUGCCAGAAGAUUUAUCCCAGAAACCAGGACGACUCAUUCAAGACUUCAGAGAUUCAGAUAACGAAGAGCAGGACAAAGUGGGUGUGAUAAAUGAGGAAGAUGAAGACUUGAUGACCCAUGGAAAAUGUCUGCAGAAUGGAACUGUAACUGACAAACAUAGCACUGCAGCUAUGCACUAUCUAUUUGAUAUCAAUGAAAGCUAUAAGGAAUUUUGUCUUGACAGAAGAUAUAGCCCAGUGUGAGAAGCACAAGGGUAAUAAAAUAAAACUACUAUUUUGAUUAAUAAAUCUGCAAAAAAAGGACUAUGUAAACAUAAAUAUGAGCUGCACAGUAGCUUUAGCUUAUGAUGUUUAUAUUUAUUUGGAUCAUGCAGUUCAUCGGUGUGGACCCUAUCUGAUCAUAGGGCCCCAAUCUUCACAACUUCCUCUUUCUGCAAAAUUGCAACCAGUUGCACUAACACUUUAUGCAAAGCUCUUAUAACUACCCAAAGCUGCAAAUUUUAGUGUAUCAUCAAUAGUCAAAAUAUCCAUUUGAUAAACAUAAGGAAGACAUUACUGUUAUCUGUUUAAUAAUGGCUGGGAUAAACCAACUGACUUUAUUCACUGCACAUUUAUGAACAGAUUUUAUCCAGCCCGUGUCACUACAGGGGUAUGAAGAGAGCACUUUGCUUGCCAUCUUCAUAAGGAUAGGGAAUGUGCAGGGACACUGCAAGUCUGUUCGAUAUGCAAAUUAUUACUGAUAUUUCUCCUGAUAUAAUUUUGAGUAUUUGUUUUAAAUAUACAUAUCAUUGUAAUUACUUACCAGAUAUUAGUCAGUUACAUUUUUGUGUAUUUUUCUGGUAUAUUUUCUAGCUUUGAAGUAUAUCUGUAAAUUAUGUCUUCCAGUGAAAAUCUCCCAAUUAUUACAAUGCAUGCAAAGUCAUUUAAGUAAUAAAAUACACUUGCUGAAGUAUGAGGCAAUGCCGGAACUAUUACAAACCAAAUACAAAUGGAGAAAAUAUGUAACCGUAAAAUAAUCAUGAGUUUCUAGUGAAAUGGAAAAUCUCUUAUGCUUGUCAUCUGUAUCUGAUCUGAAAUAAGAUAAAGAAAGAAAAGAAUGCUUUUUUAUGAGAUACAUGAAUGCCUUGUGGUUUGUCUUUUUAUUUUGUUCUUGUGAAGACUUGAGGAACAUUUAUUUAAAUUCCUGCAUAAUUCAAGUCAUCCUGAAAUAAACAUUGACUUUGUUGCUCAGCAAUGGUAGCCUCACUUUACAGCUGAAAUACUUGAGUUCCGGUGCUGGCUCAUGCUUGAAAGCUGCCAUUUCAACAUGAAAUAAAAUUAGUUGUUUGUAGCCAGGCCUCACAAUGCAGAAGAUAUCCAUUUUUUGGGAGAGAUGGUGGGGAAUGUGUUUACUUCUCUGCCGAAUGCAUAUCCAUUGGUUGUGCCAUUGCUGUGAGAGAUCAUGCUCAGAUUUGUUCAUAUAGAUUUAGAGUUGAAAGAAGACUGAUUGAAAGCAAGCAAUCAUGGUUGAAAUGGUAGAAAAGGGGGAGGAGAAUUAGGUAUAAAUGUAAAUAUUAAGUAUUUGCUCAGAGAAUAUUGAAAUAAUAUGCUGUCAUUUAAUCACGCACGCAUUUAUAAAAUUCUUUUGAACAAAAUACUGGUUACAUGCGUUAGAAAUCAUUGUUAUCUAAUGUUAUUCUAAACUUUAAAGCACAUAUGGUAAGGGACUAAUAUGGAAUAUAUGUCAUGUUGACUAAGUGCUUGAUGCUCUUCAUCAACAAUUGAUGUGGAUAUCAAUGCCACAACAUUGUACUCUUCCGAGAUACCGCACUCAUUUUUUUCUCAAUAUUGACAAGACUAACAUUUCCAGCACUUUUUCAAAGUAAUUAAUAAAAUAAUUAUGAUCUGCA